CAUUUAUUUGCGCAUGAAGAAACUAGUUUUACUUACAAGUGUCCAUCUUUGUAGGAUCAAACAUCACAAAUGAUUUGUAUCAUUCUGCAUCAACAGACUGGUCAGAUGGAACGAAAUCAGAUGUUCUGUAUGUACCUACCGAAGUUAGUGAUGAUCAACCCCCAAUCCUCAUUGAAAUCCAAAACACCGUCGAUCAAGCAUUCAUGAUAAGAUUAAUCCAAUGCUGUGCUCGUGUGUUUGAACAUUACCAAGUAUUGCCUGUGGUUCUUGUAUUCGUAGCUGCAAAGUUCUCUGGUAAAGAAUUUGAAAAAAAAUUUGUGACAAAAGUCAAUGCACCAUAUUUGCUAGAAACUCCAUGUGAAUUUUGGGCUCAGGCGGCAAACUUUAUUUCUUCAAAAUCCAUUGAAAAUCAUAUCAAAGUGGGCAUGAAUCAGCUUGUGGCACUUGCCUACUUUACCACCUGUCAAUCUACAAGCUUAAGUUCAUUAGAAUUUGCUGACGAUUCAACCGUACGCUUUUUACACUCAAUUUGCAAGGCUAACAUGAAGAAAAAGGGAGAUAGCAAAAUGAUUCAAAUUAUCGACCAAAUCACAGAACAAAUAAGGAAAGCGAUUGAAUUGGACGAAGAAAAUCCUAUCCUGACAGCUGAAAAGUGCAGAAAUUUCGCUGAACAACUAUUAGAAACAAUUCAAGCCCAGAAAAGAAAGCUAGUUGAGGUGUAUGAACUUGACACAGAAGUAUCACAAAGGCAACAAAAGAGAUAUACUACAGAAGACUUUAGAUUCAUUGAAACUAAUUCUGAACCAAACAAAACCAGAAACUGGAAAAAAAUCUUCAACGAAGGAAAAGCCAAAGGACUCUUUUCUUCUUACAUAUCAUCAAAUUCCUUAAAAAGCUCAUACCAUCAUGCCAAAAAGCGUGAAAAAAAUCAAGAAUAAUAUAUAAUUUGUUCCCAAAUAAAGAUUUUACAUUACAGCU
Gilbertella persicaria is the source of this 978-nucleotide messenger RNA. RefSeq lists its product as uncharacterized. The transcript has a single exon. NCBI's taxonomy places the organism in Eukaryota, Fungi, Mucoromycota, Mucoromycetes, Mucorales, Choanephoraceae. The record is from RefSeq and is a predicted model, not a curated record. The coding region runs from base 204 to 938 and encodes 244 amino acids.